AUGGAGGUCCCUAUAUUGGAGAUGUUUGAGGAAGUUGCUAAAGGCUUUGAGGAAAUGUGGAACUUCCCAAACUGUAUAGGGGCCAUUGAUGGCAAACAGACAAAGAGGCCACCACAUUCUGGAACCCAAUUUUAUAAUUAUAAGCAUAAAUUCUCAUUGAUUCUUCAAGCUUUUGUUGAUCAUAUGGGCAAAUUUAUGGUUAUAGAUGUUGGAAGUUAUGGGAGUCAAAGUGAUGGUGGUGUUUUUGCCAACUCACUUCUAUCUCAAAGAAUUGAAAGAAAUGAACUCCCGAUUCCACCUCCGAAGCUGUUGCCAAAUUCUAAUAUAUUGGUUCCACAUGUUAUUUUAGGGGAAGGGGGAUAUCCUCUUAAAAGAUAUUUGAUGAAACCUUAUAUUAGAAAUAAUGAUGAUAAUAAUAAAAUAUUUAACUACCGCCUAUCCCGGGCAAGGCGAGUAGUUGAAUGUAGUUUUGGGGUUUUAACCUCUAAAUGGAGGAUUUUAUUGAAUAAGGUAGAAGUUAGUUUACCUGUAUUUGAAAACAUCAUUAAAGCAUGUUGUAUUUUGCACAACAUCAUUUUAAUUAAAGAAAAUAUAAAUGUAACAAAUUAUGAUCCUGUUGGUUCAAAUCAUCCUAUAUGGAACCAACAGAAUAAUUUAAACGACACUUAUUCUCAAUUUUUGGACUUAAACAAGCUGGAAACCGAAUUAAAGGUAGUGUUUCGGGACGAUGAAUUUGGAAAGAAAAAGAAUGUUAAUGAAAUACUUGAAUUUUUAAUAUGCACCAAUUUGAUGAAAAGUUUUAAUGAGUUUCUUAAAUUAUGCAAAUUCAUCUUUACUUUGGCUUCAACAACAGCAAGCGCAGAACGGAGUUUUUCAUCUUUAUAA
Gordionus sp. m RMFG-2023 is the source of this 885-nucleotide messenger RNA. RefSeq lists its product as uncharacterized. The transcript has 3 exons. Bases 1 to 885 code for a protein of 294 amino acids. The record is from RefSeq and is a predicted model, not a curated record. NCBI's taxonomy places the organism in Eukaryota, Metazoa, Nematomorpha, Gordioida, Chordodea, Parachordodidae.